AGCGGCUCAAACUUCGUUGAUGAAGCCGAGAGCGCAAUCCGUUUGGAGCGAGCAUAAAACCGAAGCGAAGGGAGCACUGGGAGGUGGAGUUUUCUUUCCUCGUCUGGCUUCGUACCCGGUACCACAGUACAUUUUUCACCACAAAACAACGAACCACAACAGUGAACAGACAACAGUGGGGAUUUCCAUGUGCCCACCAGCAUCGAAGGGCCUAUCGAAGGACCACAAAGGACCUAAUAAUCAGAUCAAGAAACCAGAGAUACUCCCGGAGAUUUCGGGGCCCUAGCUCCUAUCAGUCUUGCCUUGGAGCUCGCGCUUUCAAAAGGCCGAGAGAGACAGGUCCCGUACGAACAACAGACUCGGUUGCGGUAUCUUGUUGAUUCCGACUUACCAAUAUAUCUUCAGCUCAAGGGAUAUGUCUUUUCUCUUUGGAUCUAGCCCACCUUCCUUUAUCAUUCUCGAAAUUGUAUUCCUACAAUAUUUUGCCAAACCGGCCUGAUUCGACGUUGCUCGACACGGAAAUCCCUUGUACGAAUCUCUCGAACAGAAAUAACGCCGCCCACUCAAAAGCAGAUCUUUGGCCUUUUCAGCCAUCCAACAUGUCCCAAGAGCGGGAAAAGGAAGUUUCCAUCGAGAACGGUCCCGAGCCUGACCUUCAAGAGAAAUCUGGUACAGAUAAAUCCGGCCUCACCACAGAAAGAUCCUCAACGGAGCAGCAACCUGUUCCCGUCGAGCCUCCCAAAGCACCGUACAAUCCCUGGGCCGACCCCUCCUCGUUUCCUGAUGGAGGGACUCAAGCCUGGCUCACCGUUCUUGGUGGCUUUUGCUGUUUGUUCAAUUCUUGGGGAUGGAUCAAUUGCAUAGGAGUAUUUCAAGAAUACUACAUGGCAGUACCUCUCCGACAAUAUUCGGCUAGUACCGUCGCGUGGAUCCCUUCGGUCGAAACGUUCUUCAUGCUUGCAUGUGGCCCUCUUGCUGGAUACAUCUUCGACAACUACGGUCCACGAUACCUGCUCUACAUUGGCAGCUUCAUGCACGUCUUCGGUCUGAUGAUGACCUCAAUCUCCACGGAAUACUACCAAUUCAUGCUCAGUCAGGGUGUUUGCUCUGCCAUUGGCGCCUGCUUCCUCUUCAACCCGGCCAUGGGCUGCGUUUCGACCUGGUUCUUCAAGAAGCGAGGUAUGGCGAUCGGUAUCAUGGCUGCAGGCAGCUCUCUAGGAGGUGUCAUCUUUCCAAUCAUCGUCUCGCAUAUGAUUCGAGAGACAGGAUUCGGCUGGGCAAUGCGAACCUGCGCCUUUCUCAUCCUGUUCAAUUGCAUCGUCGCGAUCUUGACGCUUCGCUCUCGCAUCCCUCCUUCAGGGCGCAAAUUUGAUGCCAUGGCCUUCGUCCGUCCUCUCGGCGAGCUCCCCAUGCUCUUGACAACGUUUGCGGUGUUUUUCUUCUACUGGGGAAUGUUUCCAGUCAUGUCAUUUAUAACAACUGUCGCCAAUGGUCGAGGCAUGUCUCUACAACUCGCUCAAUACCUCGUGUCGAUCCUGAACGCCGGCUCAGUGUUCGGUCGAACGCUCCCAGGUCUUCUCGGCGACAAGGUCGGACGCUUCAACGUCAUGAUUGUCUUCUGCACUCUCACCAUCAUCUUCAUGCUGGGACUCUGGAUUCCGGGUACAAGCAACGCCGCUCAAAUCGUGUUCGCGUUGGUUUUCGGAUUUAGUUCCGGUGCAGCGAUCGGUCUCACGCCGGCGCUGAUUGCACAGAUCUCGCCAAUCAGAGAGAUCGGGAUUCGAGUGGGCACUGUCUUCGCUGCCGGUUCGAUUGGUGCUCUGACUGGAAGUCCCAUCGCUGGCGCUUUGAUCAGUCGCGACCACGGAAAAUACUUGUACAUGAUGCUUUUCGGCGGAUGUUGCUGCAUUGUUGGCGUGGCGUUCUUCGUCGCAGGGCGAAUAAGUAUCGCUGGUGUCGGCCUCAAGAAGAAGGUGUAAAUCAUGGUUAUGGUCACCAAUGGAUGAUGUUGUACGAUAGUAAUAGACCCCUCGACUCGAGAAUGAAUAUAGACUUGAAGUGUUGGUGCCUCCGUCACUGAGCCUGGCAUACAGUGCCG
Exophiala xenobiotica is the source of this 2098-nucleotide messenger RNA. RefSeq lists its product as uncharacterized. The coding region runs from base 600 to 1979 and encodes 459 amino acids. Lineage: Eukaryota; Fungi; Ascomycota; Eurotiomycetes; Chaetothyriales; Herpotrichiellaceae. Gene Ontology annotation, cellular component: fungal-type vacuole membrane. The record is from RefSeq and is a predicted model, not a curated record. Gene Ontology annotation, molecular function: transmembrane transporter activity. Gene Ontology annotation, biological process: transmembrane transport. The transcript is spliced from 2 exons.